Lathyrus oleraceus (garden pea) is the source of this 552-nucleotide messenger RNA. RefSeq lists its product as uncharacterized. The transcript has a single exon. Lineage: Eukaryota; Viridiplantae; Streptophyta; Magnoliopsida; Fabales; Fabaceae. Gene Ontology annotation, molecular function: RNA-DNA hybrid ribonuclease activity; nucleic acid binding. The coding region runs from base 1 to 552 and encodes 183 amino acids. The record is from RefSeq and is a predicted model, not a curated record.
AUGUUGUUAACCGAAUAUGAUAUUCAGUAUGUGACUCAGAAAGCAAUAAAGGGAAGUGUCAUGUAUGACUACCUUGAUCAUUUACCUGUGGAAGGUUAUCAACCGUUGAGGUUUUACUUUCUUGACGAAGACAUCACGUUUAUCAGAGACUUCACUAUGCCAGGCUUCAAGAUAAACCCUGAAGAAGGCCCUAAACCAGGAGUGCGAUGGACGCUCGUGUUCGACGGUGCUUCGAACGCUCGUGGUCAUGGCAUAGGAGCAUUUAUCACUUCUCCAACUGGUUCCCACCUUCCAUUCACCGCUAGAUUAUGCUUUGACUGCACUAACAAUAUGGCAGAAUACAAGGCAUGUAUUUGCGGUCUGGAGGCGGCCAUCGACUUAAGGAUCAAGUUUCUUAAGGUAUACGGAGAUUCAGCUCUGGUAAUAAGUAAGGUAAAAGGUGAUUGGGAAACUCGGGAUAUCAAGUUGAUACCUUAUAAAGAGCAUAUCAGAAUAUUGAUACCAUAUUUUAAUGAAGUCUAUUUUCAUCAUAUUCCUAGGGAAGAAAAUUAG